Messenger RNA from Mauremys mutica (yellowpond turtle), 2844 nucleotides. RefSeq lists its product as uncharacterized. The transcript is spliced from 5 exons. Gene Ontology annotation, cellular component: nucleus. The coding region runs from base 110 to 760 and encodes 216 amino acids. Lineage: Eukaryota; Metazoa; Chordata; Testudines; Geoemydidae. The record is from RefSeq and is a predicted model, not a curated record.
AGGGGUGCGGCUGCUCCCCACUAGCUGCGCUGCCACCUUUGCAGGGCUGCUGCCCCCCUGCACCGUGCCAGCUCCUCCAUGGCUGGGGCUCGCUGCCGCCACAAGCGGGAUGCUCUGGCUCUCCGAUGCCUCCGGAAGGAGGCUCCUCCCUGCUGAGCUGCUGCAGCAGCCCAAACCCAGCAAACCCACUUUUGUCCGGAAAGAUGCCCUGCCCUCGGUUACCUUCUCCAAAUACACCUGGCACAUUACCAACAUCCUGCAGGUCAAGCAAAUAUUUGACACUCCUGAGAUGCCCUUGGAAAUCACACGCAGCUUCAUCCAGAACCGGGAUGGGACCUAUGAGCUGUUUAAGUGCCCGAAGGUUGAAGUGGAGAGCAUCGCGGAGACGUACGAGUGCCUGGACAAGCAGCCGAUUCUCUGGCCCUUGGAACUCAAAACCUUCCUCAAAGUUGGAACAACGCGGUGGAGAAACACGAGGCCAGACCGCUGGGCCAUGAUUUGUUUGAGACUCCGGCCCCUGGCCAGGAGAACCCAAAUGAAUCAAAGGUCUGUGUGGAGACGAGGCACAGCAGCUGAGCGAUGGUUCUUCAGAGGACUUGGAGGUUUUGGACACCGACAGCUCCGAAGGACCGAGCGGUUUGGGCCCAAUCUGUUUUUGGCCAGUCACAAAAUCAGAUGCUCCACAGAAUGCCGAAACAGCAGGGGACGCUUAUUCUAUAGGCCUAUACUAUCUAAAGUUGAGGGAGAAAUUUGGUAUUAAGCUGGUGCGAGUUCAUAACCGUAAAACAGUGAUGCAUGCAAUUGUGUGAGCGGCGGUGCACGGAAUCAUCAAGCACUGCCUGAGAGAGAAACAAAAUGAGGAUUGUCCUGGGUGUGCCAUAAAUGCCCCCGGUCAGAAGCAUCAUGCCUGCAUGUACUGGUCUUUAGAUGGUGUGAAUUGUAAAAUUAAAGAAAUUAGCGGUAGUUUGUGUAUGGAGAGUGUGGUAAAUAUCAUUAUCACGCUGGAAUACAUGCUGCAGUGCCUCUGUUUAACCCAGGAACAUUUAGCUGUAGGGGCAGAAUUGGUAGACAAAGUGACAGAGGCUGAGGACCCAAAUAGCAUUUUAGAUGAAAUCAUCAAACUGACAGAUAAAUGUUUAAUGCAAAAUGUUAAACAUCUCAAAUUACAAAAUCUUGCUCAGAAAAAACACUAACAGUUUGAGCGUGUUUUGGGAACAAAACAGGCCAUAUGUAAACUCCCUUCAGUUACCAGUUUUCAUAUUCUUACCCAGUUGUUGUUUUGGUACUUUAAAAAAAACACUAUUUUUAAAAGAACAGACUAGUAUCUUAAGCCUUUUUAGUUCACUAAACUUCUACAAAAUAUCCCUAAGAGGGGCCUUGUUUUGUUACAGCUCAGGCAAUACUGCUUUUUCAUAAUAAAUUAAAAAACAAAACAAAACAAUGCUUCAAAUAGGCCUCACUGCAUACAGAAUAUCCUUUAAAAAGGUCGUGUUAUGUUACAUCUCAGUCAAUUCUGUAUUUUCGUGUUAAAUGUUAAAAACCUUUAUAUAAUGAAACACUGCAUGUUUAGCAAGUGUUAAAAGUAUGGGGGGGAAGUCAAGGGGUGAGGGUAUUCUUCAGAUAGGCUAUCUCUAAGCUUCAUGCAGUCACAAAGCGGUGGUUUUUGUCUUUUACAAUCAGUAAAUGGAAUAAAAUACUUGGUAUAACUUUCAUAAAGUAUCUUUCAAUGCAAUCUCGCCAUUUUUUAAAACUUUAACAACGUUUUAAAAGUUAGGAAAGAAGUCUGUGUAAAAAAACAAGCAAACUGGAGGAGUGACCCCUAGAGCAGUGGUUUCCAAACUUUAAGAACCCGUGAACCCCUUUCGCGAAAAUAUCAAAUCUCGCUAACCCCCUCCUAAGUAUUUCCAGUGAUUUUCUCCCUUACCUGAGCAUAAAUUAUAGAAGCAGUGAUCUUGGAAAUAAUUUGUUUUUUUUAUAACACGCUUAUUACACACUAUUUAUUAUUACAUUAUUAUUUAUCAUUACAUUAUUUAUUUUAUUACAUUAUGAAAAUGGCAACACUUUUCCAAGAUUUCACUUUUGUAGCUCCUAUCACUUCGAUUAAGCCUCCUACAUGUUUCAUCAAGGAGUACCAGAUGUGAAACAGCAUGAAGGUAUUUAAGAAGCCAACUCAAUUAAAGAGUUCCUCCCACAAGCAUUCGGGUCUUGAGCAGUCCAGGCAAACAAAAAGAGCUUAAACUUAUUCUGCCAGGAAGUCAUGGUCCCGGGACUCGGGCUGCUGGCCCCUGUGCCCAGAGACCCUAGGGAUGGCUCUGUCCGCCAUUACAGAAUUUUUUUUCCUGAGAACCCUCUGAUAGAUUUUGCGAACCCCCAAGGGUUCACAAACCCCAGUUUGGGAACCUCUGCCCUAGAGCCUUGCUAAGGCAGACUACAGUGCAUGAAGAACUGGCUAGCCUAAUUAGUCUUAUCUGUGUUUAAAAUGUAAAGAAAGCUCCAGCUCCAGCCUGUGUUGUAUUAUUUUAAUAAAAAUCUAUGGACCCAAAACACACACAGGAGCUUGUACCUGAGUCUCAGUGCAUGAGUUGCAAACAUUUAAAAACAAAGACAUUCUAAUAAUGCAACAAAAAAUUCAUACUUAAAUCUAAAAGCCCUAGGGAAAUAAAAGCUUACUAUAACUUUCACAUGGAUUUGUUAAAACAUGGGGAGGAAAAUAAACUUCUCUCUAAUCCACUGGAUUACAAAAUAAGGGGGAUAUAAACUAGCUAUUACGGUUCUGUGGUUUUCACUCUGGUGUGUUUUCUGCAUGAUCUCUUUUUUUAAUUGAACACACGUAAAAAUGUUAAA